Pocillopora meandrina is the source of this 37206-nucleotide messenger RNA. The record is from the annotation of a GenBank genome assembly. NCBI's taxonomy places the organism in Eukaryota, Metazoa, Cnidaria, Anthozoa, Scleractinia, Pocilloporidae.
UUUUCCCCAGUUCAAACAGUAAGCACAGAAGUUUACCUGACAGCGACAAUACAGGAGGACUGUAACAGACGUUCAGAAGUUGCUGAGAAAUUUCCAGAAAUGGUGAGAUAAUCUACUUGAUCCAUAUACUGGAGUUUAAGGAAUACUGCCAUGAGAUUUAUCAUGAAAAGUGAAUCUUAAUCAAUCUGUUCUUGAAUCAAAUCUUAAUAUUUCUGUUAAAAAAAUAAGAUAUCCUGAACGAUCUUCAAUAUGUGACCAGCAUUUUAAUGUACGUUUUUUCUUGAUAUGUCCUUUUAGGCUUGUCAAAUUGCCUUGAGGUUUGGCUGCUCAUCCGCCAACACUGUGAACACCAGGUAAGGUACAGUUUGUUGCUCUACACUGAAACAACAAAUGCAAACUCAAAUUUGCCUUCUAGUAGGGUAGAGGAGCUUUAUUUCAAUGUGUUGUAUUUUAGCUGUAAAAGUGUUUUUUCUGCUAUAGCAAAUCUUAUAUAAUACAAGUUAAUUUAUGUUUGAAGUAUAUUGUCUUUAAUAUUGUCUUUAUUUACCUUGGUUUAAUACAUUGGUUAAAUCUCAAUAAAUUUUAACACUUACAAAUCACCAAAGUACGAAUGUGUGCGAUGAUACUCUUUGCUCUCUCUCUCUUCCCCCCCCUUAUCUAGGUGUGGCAGUGUUGUUCUUGACUUUAUGAUGAGGUUCAAUCAAACUGUAGUCGUCAGCAAUGUUUUGAUUGUCCUGUCGGAUGCUGCAAGGCAAGACAAAUUCAGAGGUUUCAAAGUCAAUCCAGACUCAAUUAAACAAGUUUUAAUACCCACAGAUGGCUCGGAAAGCACAACAAAAGGUAAAUUUUACAAAGAAAUUGUGCAAUGUUUACACGUAUUCUUCCGAAGAUGGACUCUUUAUAAUCGUAUUCCAUAUCUAUUUAAUUAAACAACUUAUUCUGUGACUGAUACACUUCCAAGUUUUUGUUUUUGUCGUUGUUGUUUUAUUUAACUAAACAAAGUCUUACUCUUAAAAAUUAUUUCAGAGAGAGUAGCACCUUACUCUUCCUUAGUACCAAGCCAAUUAGAGUUAACGUUUUCCGGUCAUGAACCUCAGCUAUGUAGUAAGAGCAGUGUAUCCACCAGGAUCAGUGUAAAUGUUGUUUGAAUGUUAUUUCAUCAAGCUUUGCAAAAUUAAUCAUUUUAGGUCCUGAGGAAUGUAACUGCCCAUCCAACAACGUCUUGUUAGCCGUAAUUGGGGUUCUUGCCUUCACAGUCCUUCUUCUAAUUAUUUACAUAAUCUGGCUACAUAAGAAAGGUAGGUAAAAAAUCAUAAUCUAUGUUUGGCUGCAAGAUUCUUUUUCACGCAAAAGCAAACUUUUACUCGCGUUUAAAUCAUUUGUAUUUUUUCCUUUCGUUCUUUUUCAGGCGCUGUAGGGAAACAGAGGUAAGAAUUUUCUGCUAGUUGGAUUGUGUCGAUAUAAUGUGCCCGAAAUGGUUUCAUCUUAACACAAAACUCCAAUAAAAAUUGAUGAAAUUCUUAGCGUAAUAUAAUUAUUUAUAUGCUUUAUCAAUUGUAGGACUUAUGAAGAUGAGAGACGUGUUUGCGACGUAAGUUACAGCUAAGACAUUGAGGUCAUGUUAGUGUGACCAGAAAUUAUGUAAUCUUACUUUACCUCUACUUUCUAUGAGAAAAUAAACGCUUGCAGCAAAUGAGAAGGAAAAAAUUUGUAGUUCUACAUAAAAAAAAGCAUAUUGCAUCAGUGGCAGAUACAAUGAAAUAAAAGAGGAAGUUAGGCUCGAUAAGGUCUUUGUCCCGUGAUCAUGUCCUUUACCAAGCCACUCCAUGGAUUUUCCUUCGAUUGUCCCUGGUUCAACCGCUUGGUUUCACUUCGCAGAUCGCUAAUUGGUCUGCACCCGGUUGAUAUUUGCUUUCUAAAUAAUAGAUUUCGUGCAUUUUGGCCGUUGUAUUUUCUUGCUGCCUUAUUUUCUAAACGUGAGUUUAGGAGCUUGGUACUGCAAGAGUUGUUUCGUGCGUUUAUUUGUCAAAAUAUUGGACUACCAAUCGACAAUCUUCACGUUGCAGUUUGUAGCUUCGACGAAUAUGCUAUGAGCCUCGAUCACUCUAUUGGACAUGAUAGUUUCAAAAGCAGAGAACAAAAUGUUAGUAAUAAUAAGGACAAGAGGUUAUAAACUAUUUAUAAUCUCUUAUCAAUAAUCUCUUAUCAUGAAAGAAUAUAAACAUUUGUCUGAUAAAAAUGGGUGAACUGAUUUUUAUAACCACGAGGUACUUUUUACUGGGAUUAAUAACAGAUUUGGAUAUGAAUACGUUAACAGUGUGUUGGUUUAAUAGAAUGAAACAUUAUUAGAAGAUAUCGAACCAAGUCUACCUGAUUCAAGAAAACUCAUCCAGCCUCAUGCGGAAUACAUGGAUCUCAUAGAAGUCAACAAAGAUGAUAGAAAAGCACAAAGUACCCCUCCAGGUGCUGAUUACGUGCCUCUUCAUCCAUUAACACGCUGCUGGGAAGUUCCUAGACAUAACGUGACCAUAGAAAAAAUCAUUGGUAAAGGUGCUUUUGGUCAGGUUGCCAAGGGAACAGCAGUAGGACUUCGAGGGAGUCCUGAAACGACCACAGUGGCUAUUAAGAUGCUUAAAAGUGAGCUCUUGUACUGUAAAUUGAAUGAGUCUUGGCCUACAGACAUUCAGGAAAUGUUACCGGGUUACUGUAAUUAUUUAGCUAUUUUCCAUUUCAUAAGUUACGUUGUUAUUCCGACAUUUCGCAUAUUAUUCUCGUUAACCAAAUUUUACUCCUUGUUUUUAAUGCUCCAGCAAACGCUACUGAAUCGGACAAGAGAGAUCUGAUGAAAGAACUUGACACAAUGAAACAGCUAAAACCACAUCCUUACGUCAUUAAACUUCUGGGAUGUGUUACUGAAUCUGGUAUGCUUUGGUUAUGCGGGUCUAAUUUUGCUGUACACAUUUUUCUUAUGAUUUACUUUGUAACGCUUUCUCGUCAUUGAUAAUUUGCCUCAGUGGAAGGGUGACCGCUUCGCAAUUGAGCAAAACAAACAACCAUCGCAUAAGGUAAUUUUAUCUUCUUUUAGCCAACACAGACGUUCCUGGAUUUACUGAUAGACUAAGACCGAAUAUUUGCCACUGAACAGAUCAUUCUGUUGUAGAAGCAGAAACGCUUUUUGAAAGGGAAUAAUUGGUCUGUACUUUCUUAUGGGACCGUCGCAUAGUUUUUCUUGUUUUCAUGCGAUUUCUUCAAAAGCGUUGACCAUGACUGGGCUAUUCAUCUAUUUCAAUUACUGCUUUUUUUUUUAAAGAAAGUAACAUAUCAAUUAAAUUGUUUAAUUUCUUCAGAACAGCUGUUGGUUUUGAUUGAAUAUGUGCCUUUUGGGGAUCUGCUGGGUUACCUGAGAAAGAGCCGUGGAUUAAAAGACACUUACUACAAAGACCCGGAUAUCAAACCACAAACAAAUCUGACGUCACAGCAGCUGAUGAAGUUUGCUUGGCAAAUUGCUGAUGGAAUGAGUUACUUGUCCGCAAAAUCUGUAAGUUAGUUAAAAACACAAAAGACAAACAAUUCUAAAACUUUCUCGUAAGGUCUAUCGUCAUGUUAAGCUCUGUCUGGCAUGGAAUAUUAUGUCUUCACAAGAUCACGCCUGGGAGAUGCAGACGUAUUCUUACCGUCUUGUCGAGGCUAUUUCUUUAGGGCCAGGAACCCUCCCGAUUUUGACGUCAUCAUAUAAGUUUUAUUUCAAUGCGAGAAAGGCGAUAUUUGUGCAUCGUUGCAAGUGUACCCCAUCGAAAUAAAAUAUCUGGGUUUUUCUCGUGUGAGCAAAGGCAGAGACGUGAAGGAAUAGGAUCUUUUAAGAUAUUCAGCCUAAACUGAGUGUACAACAAAUAUCCAUUUUAGUGACAAGGAAGAAAAGGAAUUAAAACUUCAACUUAAAAAAAUCGUCUUUGGUCGCUAAACUGCUUCAUUACAGAAUCCUAUUUCGAUUAAAAUGUUAAGGUAAGCGUUCUUUGAAAUGAUUACGUAUUGCAGAAAUAAAGUAGUUUGCUUCUCUUUGGAAUAUGGAGCAGUUAUUGUAGUAGUUUUAAUUUUCUGCCAUCUGGAAGAAAAAGAAAUACACACACCAUAUUAUGUUGCUAGAUAUUUCUAUUUUCCUCUCUGAACCAUUUCAUUUCAGUUCUUUUUCUUCUACAAUCGCUAAUUUUUGCUGUUACAUCAAUUCUUUCUUAGAUCAUUCACCGAGACCUUGCGGCCCGUAAUGUGUUGGUUGGACAAAAGGAAAUGUGUAAAGUGACAGACUUCGGAAUGGCCAGAGAUGUGCAGCAGGAAAAUAUUUAUGAACGAAAGACAAAGGUAAUCAAGAAAAAGGGGAGGUGAGGGCGGUAUCACAUUUCGUUCAGUUUAGUGAUCUUUGACAAUCAUUGUUGUGGUUGAGCUGAUAUAUUCCUGAUUUCAAUCAUGAAUUCCUUGGGACCCUAAUGAAACUAUCAGCCAUGCGUAUACGAAUACAAUUUUAAAUAUCACUAUUUCUGACUACUCGCUUCCUAUAAUUCUCGAGCUGUUUCACAAAGUGAUAUUUAAAAUCUUUAGGGCCGUCUUCCCGUGAAGUGGACAGCUUAUGAGGCCUUAUUGUAUGGUAAAUAUACCACCAAAAGUGACGUGUAAGUAUACCUGAUUAUUACCCGUAGUAGUUUAUCAAAAAUUUUAUCAAUUUUGAUCAGGACUUGAAUUUUAUGCUUUGUCAAAGAAUACAUUUAUUUUAUUCGUCGUAUAUACUGUUUAUGUCUAUAGUCACUUAAUUUAUAUUCGUUUGAUUUGUCUUUCUGCAGAUGGAGUUAUGGAGUUUUGUUAUACGAGAUUUUCACCAUAGGUAACAUCGAAUGGAAUUUUAUGAGGCUCUGUAGAUGUUUUUUGCUUUAUACCAUGUUUAAUUCAACAAUGUAUCGUGUUCAGUUAGACAAACGUAAUGAGCUUCAAACUACAUCUAGUGACAAAGGUGGUGUGUCAUUGAAGGUCGUUUUUUUGUCACAUUUAUAUUUCGAUGGUCUUUUGGUUCUUCCAGGCGGUUCACCUUACCCACGAAUGGAUGGAAGAAAAAUUGCAAACUUACUCCAGGAUGGAUACAGGAUGCCUAAACCACAACACGUCGAUGAAAAAUUGUAAGUUUUCUUUAUUAACUUGUUCUCCCUCGUCGUACAAGGAAAAAUUUUUUAAAUCUUUAACAGAUUAUUUGAAUAAUACCAGGUAUCAAAUCAUGAUGAAAUGCUGGAAGAAUGACCCAGACGCAAGACCAACUUUCACUGAAUUGAAAAAUCAGCUUAAGGACAUGGAAACCCUACACAAGGUCAGAAUUUUAUCAAUAUGAGAGUUUUUUUUUCACGUAAGACCGACUGGCUUAGGCUUAGCUAAUUAGGGUUAAACGUAACAGCAUUGAGCCUAAAUAGCGUAGUAAUAUGUACUCAUCUCUGUACUUUUUACGAAGUCUGGAAUGCAUCUUUUUGUUAUGUUACUGAAGCUAGCACUCCACGAAAAACAUCAAAGAAGUGAACUUGAAUGUCUCAAUGACAAUUAACACUUGAUGGUUAUUUAAAAGAUCAUAGGAUGAUUGCAAAACUGCAUUGAGACGCACAAAGAGUAGCAGACGACGACGCCAUAAAAUACUUCCUCCUUGAAUUUGUUUUGGUGUGAAAACUUGACCACUCAUGAGGAUAACCACUUAAAACUUUUUUAAUGAUGCUGAUUAUUAUAUUAUUUUUCUCUACAGAAGCUAAUUGACAUGAAAAUGUACGACAAGCAAUUGUAUGCAAACGUCGAGGAUUUAACAGUGUAGUUAGAUACACGUCCACGGUGUAUGACUGGCUAACAUUUUGAACACUUCGCCUAGACAAGUUUCAGGGAUUAAUCAUCGUUUCCUUAAAUGCUUACUUGGUAGAAAUAGCCAUGUUGCGUUUAGCAGUUAGGCUGGAACGUUGUAAUACGGUGGACUUUAUAUUCUUAAACGCUAAAUGCUUUUAUAAGUUUACUGAUAAAGUUUAAUCUCAUUUUCUCUUUAACAUACUAAGUACUUACAUAUAUGCCUCGUCACAAGCGUUUGAGUUCAGCCUAUUUUCUGGCUCAAUUCUGAGGUGAUGAUGAGAUCUCGCUCUGAAAGCCAUAGUUGUGUACAAUUUUUAUAAAUUUUGCCGCAAAACCCGCUUGUUUUCAGGAAAGCUAAUCGUGCGCAUAAAUUGCUUUCCCCAAGACAGCCUUUACUUGCGAUACCAACUCGAAAUACUUUUAUACGGAAUUCUAAUCAAAAUUGUACUUGGCACAUUACUUCUGCAAGAAAGUUUGUUGUUUGGCCUAACAGGCCGAUAGUUUUCGCGUACUAGAUACUAUUGCUCAACGAAACUGGUUGUAGGUACGGGUUGAAGUCUUUUUUUCUUGGAUACGUUGCUAAUGUAAUAACUUUAAUUUUUUUUAUAUAAUAAAAGUGUUGAAAAGUUCUGAGUUGACUCUGUCUGCAUGAUGAUGCCGUACACGAGUUCCCAUAUUUCUCUCCACGACAUUGAUCUAAUAAAUCUUGACCCAUCUCUGUAGAUCUCUCCUUUGAAGGAAGGACAAAACCAAACCAAAGUAAAAGAGCUUCAGGAAGUGCAAAAAAUCGCUUGUACGUGUUUCAGGAGACUUACAUCCAGGAGACCAUGUUCUCCGGUCACUCUCAGUAGAGGUUAAGAGUCCAUCAAUCUUACAUAAUUAUAAACUAGGUUACCUUUUGAUCAAAACCCUUCUUUCCUCAGCUGAUAUAAAUAAUUGUACUAGAAACAGUACCUAAUAUUAAAAUAACCCCUUUAGUAUGGAGUAGAGGAUACCUGAGGAAUAGUCUUAACAUUCAAAUGAAGGAGAGUUUAGCGUCUGUUUGGAAAUAUUCCCUAACGUUAUUUUGUUUCUGAGGGCAAAAUAAUGCUUCAGCAUACAGAGGAGAGGGGGUGAAAUGGAGGGGGGAAGGGGGGGUGGUCGUAGCUUUGCAAAAUGAAUUCACCGAAAUUUUCAUAUAUAAUUUUUUUGAAGGUUUUUGCUGAGAAGAAAAUGAGUUUUAUCCUAACAUUUCUGCAAAUGUCGAACUAUGUCAAGUUUUCUAUUCUAAAAGACAUCACGAGUCCACCCCUGAUGCAAAGAUUGUGUCAUUGGUGAGCUAAGUUGUAGUCUGUGGUGGGAUAAGGAAAGUUUACUAAGGAUAAUUACUUUAAUGCUUUUAAGAGUCGCUCCUUGGUAAGAAUAUUACACGUUGUUUGAUAAGGUAGUUGGGUUUGUAGGAGUAUCAUAAGUGUUCUUUCUGUCGGUUAAAUCAUACCUUAACAGCUGUGUUCAGCAGUUAAUAAUUGAUAUUCUCUUACAAAGUAUCCAAUCACAACGAGAACCCUAUCCUCUUCUCUUGCACUUUGAUAGGGGUUUACGCUGCUAGUCGUGAGUCACUUAGAUUGCGGUUCUCCCGAGAUAGGACAUAAUCAACUAACAAAAUAAUUAGUAACCGUUGCAGCUAUCAAAUGGUUGGCAUUCAGCUUUACAUAGAGACAGAAACUAUCAAACGGCCUUUUAGUCCAAACUGAUUUGAGGUCUACUCUGAUUUCGCUUUUCAAUUCAUUCUGCUUUCUAUCGAGAAAGAACGUCAUAAAAUUGUGGCUGAUUAUCUACAACGAUUUCUGAGAAGAAUAUCAUUAUUUCGUUUUUGAUCAUCAUUUUUUUCAAACCCAAAAGGUCUACACCAGUGCCUUUUAUUAAAUGACUCUGUUUCACUUGUGUUACGUAGUCAAGUGUGCAGAAAGUUUACGUAGACAUUAUACAUACAAUAUUCCUACAUAUUCCUUUAAUUUUCAUUUUCCUCCACCGCGAGAUGCUUUCUCUGACCAGAGGUCCGAGUCUGUUGGUCAUCAAUACCAUACAUUCGUCAAACACGGUGGUUAUUCCUUCCACCACAUUCUUCGCUGAAACGACAGCUAGUUCUAAAAUCGCAACAUAAAAAGCGAUGCGACUAAACGAUGUCGCACUGAAUUAUUGGACCUCCCGCCAAGCUCAAAGGAUCAAACCCUUAAUUUCAUUGAUACUGAGAGGUCGCGUACAUGCUCUUCACUAAACUCAAAGGGUGCCGGUGAUUUUUCUUUUUCCAAAUCAUGAAAAAUCAAUCUUGAAUUCUCAUUCUUAAAAGUUUAGCACAUGCUAUGUGUAUGCUUGACAUGUCAUUUAUAAAUCAGUAUCAGCAUGACCAUGCACACUAACGUAAACAAUGGAACAGAAUGUGAUGUUCUGGAGGGAUGUUACUAAAAACGAUAAACGAUGAACGAGGAGGGAAGAACGGAGAACUUGGUCUUUAGAGUAAUCUGCUAAGACGGUAAAUUAAGCUGUUACUGAAGCGUUUGACUUGAAAUUUGACUUCAAAAGUUUAGUUUGAAGACGAUAGAAAUUGCAGGUGAGCUAGAAAUUGGGUAUUUGCAUCUAUUAGAGAAUCAAUCUUUCCGCCAUUUAUCCUUUCUAAAAGCGCCUAAAUGAAGUGAUUUUUUAAUCUGGAGAACUCAAACAAAGAGUAGAACAAAAAUUAAAUCACUUUUGGUUCGCAUUUACAUUAGGCGAUCAAGUGGGAAGCCUUUGUUUUGCCAUAGUGUCUUGAACUAAACGGCAAACACCAAAGACCCUAAGCAAAGCAGAAAACAAUCAAACAAGGACAAUGAUUUUAUCUAUCAUAUUUUGCCUCUACUUCUCAGUGAGUCAACAAUAUUGAACACAAAAACUUCUGUGCACUGUAAUCUAAAUAUUUUAGGUUUAAAAGUGAAUAACAGCUGAAAGUCUUUUUGGGUUUACCUUUCGUCGUGAAAGCCGCUGGUCACGCACACGUCGAGGAGUCCACAAACUUCUUGAAAACUGCUAUCUAUCUAUAUAAUAUAGAUUUAGCCAAGCCUAAAAGCGGAGCUCUAGUUAGGUUAUUUUCCAGCCCUUCAUUAUACUGAUUAAUAAAACUCUUCAGCACAGAUUGUAGAAGAGUUUCCUCAAGGGGAUUUAGAGACCAGAGGGCCCAGUUGUUCGGAGGCGGAUUAGUGCUAACACAGGGUUAAAUUUUAAUCUGGAUUUCUUUACUCCUUUGUUCAAAAGCCUUUUUGGGAUCAUUUCCUCUAUUCUAUAUCAAGCAUACAAUCAUCAGAUUCUUAUCAAAAAGAAUUAUACUGAAUUUUUUUUAAAGCUUUCAGAUUUGAAAUCAGAGUUCACACUAACCCUUGGUUAUCUUAACCCAGCUUUGAACAACCCAGCCCAGUCCGGAAGUUGGGGAGGGGGGAAAUAAUUGACGAAGUCUGGAACCUGGGGACGAUACUCUCACAACUUGCAAGGCGAUCAACACGCAUGCUAGUCAGCGGUAUCUUUAAACAGCCUGAGAUCCUCGUUGUUGUUCCUGAUGUUUUGAGAAAAUUUUCGAAGAUAGAGAAUGUUUUCCUCUUCAGAUGAAGUGUAUGAUGUCAGGAUCAGUUACAAUUAUAUUCUAUUGAGCGUGACUUAUAAUUGCAGUUUGGAAAAUUGAGCUUUAAUAACUUUCAUGCGUUAAAAUAUAAACAAUUUUCUCUUCAUCUAUGUGCCCUAAACAUUACAGGGGAGGAGGCACGUCAAAGAAAAAGCAUGAAUUAAAAAAGGAGGGCCCCCAUUGAUUUCAGUCCAAAUUAAAGGAAGAUUCUUGCCUUUCCAGAUUAUAGCCCUUUAAAACUCCCGUGUCUUGAAACCAAUUCCGUAUAUCAAAGUUUCGUUUAGGUAUAAGCAUUGAUAAGAAAUACCAUGCAUUAAUGAAAGCUUGAGAAAGAGUAUUUAAUGCAAUCGAAAUAAUGCUACAUGUUACAUAAUGUUACAUGUUACAAUGUGGUAACUUACACAGCAAAAUUAUAUAAUCACACAAUUCCAGACAAAGGAAGUCAGGUUAUUGACUCACCUGCUUCAACUUUGAGGGAUUAACGUACAGAGAAAUAGAUAUGGCAAACAGUUACAAUUUAUACAAAGUUGAAAGUUUUAAAGCUAAAAGAUAUACAUUACAAUCAUCAAACCCUAUGCAUCCUAGCAAAGAAAGGGUCAAUUACCACCAUAACUUCUCCCUAACCUUAUGUUACGGGAAAAUUUACUGGUUUUUCUGUGUGGUUGUUAUUCGGAACAUAUUUACUCGUAAACUUCCACAUUUGGCCAUUUCAAAUCCUUUCAUUUUAGUAAAUCAAAAAAUAUAUAAAACCACAGUAGCUUUUGGAAUAGAUUUUUGUUGUUACUCGCUUUCAUCAUAUGAACCUGCCUGCCGGCACUUUUGUUAUUUAUUACUGGUUUCUUUUAAGGUAAAUAUAAGUGCUAAUGGUCUUUCUGGAAAAAAAUUGGUUUUCAUGGUAGUUAGCAGCUGAGUUUAUACUCGUAACUUUAAUUUCUUUUCAUACGAUAGUUUCCACACCAACCUUGCAUAGAUAAGCAGAAACUUUUAAUUGCUUUUCCGUUUUUAUUUCCUAAGCUGCGCUACUGCAAAUAAGAUAGGUAUCGUUUUCUAUAUCAGAGCUGUGAAUUCGCACCUAAGUUUCCUACUUUAAUGGCCUAAAGUUUAUUUCAUCCGUCUUUUUAAUUUUGAGGUUCUUUCCGUCGUAGAAACAGAUAGAAUAUUUAAGUAGUUUUCGUUUAACUCCAAAGAGACCUUUUUCCGCUCCUUUGUGUCCCUAUUCAAAUAUUGCGAUCUGUGUAACAAUAACACCUCACACCAGUUAGUUCUUAAGCAAGUACCUUGUACAGCUUUGAUGAUUACAAACUUGAGUACGCUAGAGGUCAUGUCGCUUGUUGGCCUGACCUAGAAUAACAGUACUGUGGAACCAAAGAUUGUCUUAUUCUUGAAGUCCGUACAAACUCACUCGAAGCAGAUUUCCGUGUGCUAGGAAACCGUGACGAGUUUCCGUUCUCGCUGCAAAGUGGUCUCCACCGAGUUAUUUCCCCCAGUUGUUAUUGUGCUGUCCGCGAAGAUUCAGUUUCCCAGUUUGGGCGCGAAAACUUAUCGUCACACUUAAUGCUUACAGGAAAUCAUUAAUUUUGUCAUUAAGUACUGUACUUACAAUAGUUCUACCAACACAAUAACAUUUUUCUAAAGUUAUCUCACUGCAUAUGACUGAACAGGUCAUGUGGAAAGUUCCUGUGUGGAGACUGACAUUUCAAUUACUCCAGCAAACUGUAAUCGUCAGAACUGCAAGCCAAGGUUAUUUACCAAGUGCUCAAGUUUCCAAAUUAGUCACCUAAUUGUUACAGUGGAGUUCACUCCUUUUUGAGGCUUGAUCAUCUUGUUACAUGUGAAAACAUCAAAUUUUAAAGGAAAUGAUCACCAACCGAAAAAGCUCUUGAUUGUUAAACAAAUUUUCCUUGUUAGCACCUUAGGAAAUGUAGAGACAGUAUGGAGAAUACGCAUACUGAUGUUAGGGUGUAAAGGAUUAAGUGUGAUUUUUUUGAUGACGUGUACUUUUUCUUAUGGACAUCUAAUUUUAGUAUCUUUUACAAGCUGAUAUAUGAGAAAAAUCAAGUCCAAACUGGUAAUUUGACACAUUGCAGGCAAACCCUACAACUGAUUAAAUUUUAUUUGAUCAAAAACAUGAAGGGCCAUUUUCAAUAGGUUUCCUGGAAAAACCGGAUCAAGGAUCACCGGAUCACCAGAUCAAGGAUCAAAGAUCACCGGAUCAAGGAUCAAGGAUCAAUUUCUUUUUUUUUUUGUCACCAGUAAGCACAGCAGGCAGAAUAUUUAGUCCCACACUUUUGAUCACUUCCGACAAAGUAAAGGACCUUGACGUUUGCCGAUUCUCUGUUUCUCGAUAGCUUCAACAGGGGAACCGCACCAACGGUUAAAUAUAGUGUGCAAAAGCAGAAGUGCUUAAAAUAACGUAAUGUUUUUAAACUACCUUUUCGCGAACAGAUGAAAUAUCCAGCUCAAUUUCAAAGAGAAAACUUGGGAAUUAUUUAUAAGAUCGACUAAUGCUUGGGUGAAAAUGCAAAGAAGGGGAAAAUAAUGGCGAUUUCGUUGUCCAUUGGCUGGGUCUACAAAUUUUUUAGUGCAGAAGAAAGUUUUGUGUGAAUGGCAAAAAAAGAAGUUCUCUUUUCAUUUCUCUAGUGAAAGAAUAAAAUUACAGACGUUUGCGUUGUUUAUGCAAUAAAAAUCCCAGGAAACUACAUUGGAAUCAAGAAGAGAAAGUUUGUUAUCUAACUUGCCAUCAAACGUUCUUGGGGGUAGCGUGAAAGUCGGUGGAUGAGGGAAGGGCUAAAAAACAACGCCUGUCUGUCAACAGAAAGAGAUCUUGACUGAGUCACGUAGAUGAGCCAUCACUCAUGCCCGUUAAUUUAUUUAAUUUAUUUGAUUCAUUUUGAACUGAUCCUCGAUCCUCGAUCCUCGAUCCUCGAUCCUCGAUCCUCGAUCCUCGAUCCUCGAUCCUCGAUCCUCGAUCCUCGAUCCUCGAUCCUCGAUCCUCGAUCCUCGAUCCUUGAUCUAGUUUUUCCAGGAAACCUUUUGAAUAGAUCUAUUGUAUCCAGCGUUUCUCCUACUGAGUGGAAAUCCACAAAAGUAAUUCCUUUAUUUAAAAAGGGAGAACGUUCCGAUUUAAAUAAUUACUGCCCAAUUUCUAUAAUUCCUGUUGUGGCUGAGGUCUUUUAGAGAAUCGUAUACAAUCAAUUUUACGAAUAUUCAACUGAAAAUAAUCUAAUUUCUUGUGAUCAGUCAGGGUUUCGUUCUCUUCACUCAACUGCUACCGCCUUACCCGAAGCCACAGAUAAUUGGGCUUUUAAUAUCGAUAAAGGUAAUGUAAAUGCAGUGAUUUUUCUCGAUCUGAAGAAAGCUUUUGACACCUUGAUCACUCUUCAUUGCUAUCUAAAUUAAAAGCCUACGGUGUCAGAAGCAACUUGGCUGACUGGUUUAAUAAAUCUUACUUGAACAAUCGUACGCAGAAAUGCUUUGUAAAUGGCUCUCUCUCAGAUAGUCAACCUUUAACUUGCGGUAUCCCUCAAGGUACAAUACUUAGACUUCUCCUCUUUAUACUCUAUAUAAAUGAUCUACCGAACUGUCUUGUUAACUCACAUCCCAGAAUAUAUGCGGACGGAUGAUACUCGUUUGACCUUUGCCAGUAACGAUGUUGCCUAUGUGGAGGAAAAUAUGAACGAUGAUCUAACUAAAAUUACUGUCUUUUUAUCGGCAAAUAAAAUCACUCUUAAUAAGUCAAAGACUGAGUUUAUGUUGAUUGGUUCAAGGCAAAGGUUAAAUACUUUUAAUAGACUCCCGUCUUUUACUAUUGACAGUAAUUCUAUAAAAUAAAUAGAAUUUACGAAACCUCUUGGAAUAUAUAUAGAUGAAAACUUAACUUGGAACGUACCUAUCGAACAUAUUUCUAAAAAAAUUGCCUCCUGCACCGGCAUCUUGAAAAGAAGCAGAUCUUUUGUUCCUUUUGAAAUGCUCCUAUGCAUCUAUAAUGCCUUAGUUCAACCUCAUUUCGGUUAUUAUAGUGUCGUAUGGGGGAAUUGCAAUAAAUCUCUUUCCAUUGAACGACAAAAACUACAGAACUGCGCUGCGCGUAUUUGACCUCUUCUUCAUAUGAUGCCAAUGCGGAUGAUCUCUUUGUUAGACUAGGCUGGCAAAAACUUAAUCUCCAACGAGAGCAAUAUCUGCCUAUUCUCUUAGGAAUUGUGAAGGCAAAUUAGCUGUUCCACUCCCCCGCACCAAUUUUCUAAAAACAGUUUCAGCUAUAAUGGUGCGGUGAUGUGGAACAGCUUUUCUACCAAUCUGUGGCAAGCACAAACUAUUGCUAGUUUUAAAUCCGGCUGCAGGGGUUUCCUUUUCGAUAACAAAUAAGUUAAUUAAUCACACAGCAUUCAUGGAAAGCAGGCACUUCAUCAUUGUUUUUAUUUUGCUGUUAUUAGAUUUAAUUAGUAGUAGAUUAGUAUCUUAAUAAUGUAAUUAAUGCAAUUUUAGUAAUUACUUUAAGUCCUGAUGUUUUAUCCGUGUAUAAAUAAAGUUAAAUAAAUAAAUAAUAAAUAAAUACAUACCUUUCGCUUGACUUCGUCCAUGACAGCACCACACAAGAUCAGUCGUGUUUGCCUAUUUUUAUUAUGGUUUGCUUCACAUUUUAUUUUUCUGCACUCCAAAUUAGUCUUACACUCUUUUGAAUCACUUUUUUUCAAGAAUAGGUCCACAUUUACUUUUUUUCAUUUGGUCUUUGUAGUGUAUCAACAGAUUUAACACAAACAGUAAACAACACCUUUGAAAGGAAUCCAACACGUUGUUUUAAUUAUUAAAAUUGCAACACGCAUACUCCGAUAUUCAAAGAAGGGGGGUGGGGAGGGUAGACUUAAACAUUCACAAACAUUACAGUCUUGUACCUCUAGCUGGUAGGAUCUUAAGAGGCUUCAAAAAUACUACUGGCUGCUUUGCACAAUAUUUACUGUGGUUUGCUCCGAAGUUUACUUUUCUGCACUCCAAAUUAGUCUAACACUUCUUUGAAUCAUUUUUUCAAGAACAUAUUGACCUUUUUUUAUUUAGUGUUGUACCUCUAACUGCUAGGAAUUUUCAAGUCAGUUAAAGAAAGAAAUUCUGCCAUGUAAUCAUCGUUUAUGAAACAGAGGUAGAAAACACAGUCAUUAUUACUCCUUGGAAAGCAGAAAGGUGAAAUGGUAGACAAUCGGGACAGUAAAUCUCUCAUUGUAAAAUAGGAAAACUGACUGCUGUACUGGAUAGAGGCCCAGCGUAAAACAAGUAUCAGUUCCAGUUUUUUUUAUACAACCACAUAAAUACUGCAAAGGCAGUAACAAGAAAAAAUUACAAUGUUGACAACAAACUCUGAAUUACAGUUCUACGAUCACUGGCGUAAGUUACAAAUGUGUACCUGAUACCAGUCAGGAAAAAUCAUCUUUUUAUCUGACGAGGAAACCUGAACCUUCCCGAAUGCAGAGUCAGACACUGACCAUGAACCUCCAGGGAGGGAGGUUGAACUUAAGUAUAUAAAUACAAACUGCAGAUAAAUUAUGCACCACCCACAAUCACAUUGAAAUAUAUGCAAAGAAAAUUGGUGUAAAUUAAUAGAAAUGUAUUGUAGGAUACAAACAAAUCAGCAGCGAUUUCAGCUUAGAGGGAUUUGGCCCAGUAAAAGCCCUCGGACCAUUUGAUUUGUUUUGAAACAAAUAUACAUUCAAAUACAUAAUAAUGUUGGCUGCUCCAUAUUAAAUAAUUCGUUCCAUUUAAAGUUUCACCGCAGUUGAGUUUGUACAAACCCAUUUUAAGACGGAAACGGUGUUUUAAGAUUUGAAAUAAGCGCCCCCUCUCUAUUAAGGCCUGAAAUUAAUUAAGCUCCCCUGGCGGCUUAGUAGAGCUUUUACUGUAAUUCAUCUUUAAAGCGUUAUUGACUGGUAGUGGUGAUAUCUCACAGUCUCUUGACCUGAAGGUCGGCAAUUUCUACAAAAUGGACACCGGCACUUUAGAGACGGUCUUCGUUUUGUAGUUUGAGGCGGGUAAAGCUACAAAACGUAGACCCCAUUGAUUUCAAUGCUUUAGCGUCAAAUAAAACGUUUCAGCGAGGGUCUUCGUUUUGUAGUUUGAGGUGGGUAAAACUACAAAACGAAGACCCCAUCGAAUUCAGUGUUUUAGCGUCAAGUAAAGCGUUUUGGCGGAGAUCUUCAUUUUGUAGUUUGAGGUGGGAAAAACGGUCUUCGGUCUUCGGUCUUCGGUCUUCGGUCUUCGGUCUUCGGUCUUCGGUCUUCGGUCUUCGGUCUUCGGUCUUCGGUCUUCGGUCUUCGGUCUUCGGUCUUCGGUCUUCGGUCUUCGGUCUUCGGUCUUCGGUCUUCGGUCUUCGGUCUUCGGUCUUCGGUCUUCGGUUUGGAGACACCCAUUACGGUCGACACUGUUCACGAAGGGUGAUAGUGACACUCGGUCCCAGUCUCAAAAUGAAGAGGGGCCUUCUAUCCCUUCAAGGGACUUCCGUAAGGAUUUAGGCACAACCUUCCUCAUUGAAGCACCAGCGAAAGUCUGAUAAGAUGGUGUCUUUCCGUGAUUAUGAAAUUUACUUACUCUUUCUUCUGCUGGUAAAGUUUGACGGGUCAGGUACGUGUGUUCUCCCGUACAAAGGAUUUUACUGUGUUUUAAUUUUAAGCUUAGACACCAAAAACGCCGACCCUUUAUUUCUAACCGUGAUGUUUGUCAAAAUGAUUUCCGAACUCCAAGGUGGCUUUUAACAGUUUUUGUAUUUCAAAUUUAAGAUAUGUUGUUGGGAUUUCAAUCACGUGAUAAAUGAAGUCUGAAUAACCAUGAUGCGAUAGAAAUCAAGAGCAAAGGAUUGUAUGCUUCAAAUGUAACACUACUAUACGUUCAGAAUAUAACAUCAAAAUUGAAACUGAGCGGUGCACUCUUUUCUUGAUUAGUAUGAGUCGUAUUCUUAGCCACGAGAAAAGUUACUGCUUUGUCAGAUGGCUUUCCACUAUAAACAUGAUGGCUAUGCAAACCCAGGAAAGAGUUGCCGUACCUAAACUCUUUUCCUUGGCAUCCAUCACUCAUCAUUGGGAAGAGCUGUUAACAAUUUUUCCACUCAUUGGAUGGAUAAUUGAGCAUUAUUUGCUCAAUUACCUAGUACAUGUAUGAUAUGUCUACUGACUUGACCAGUUUUUAGCGUUAUGUACAUAAUGGUUGUGGUAUCCCACACCGGUAGUCUUGGGCUACUUAUUUUUGUUGUAUAUUUUUGAAAAGGGAAAGUUUUACUAGGACCAAAAUUUUUGAAAUGCAUGUGUAUACAUGUGGGCUUAUAAUAUAGUACACCCUGAUAUUUACUCCAAGCUAAAUUUGAAAAAAAAAAUUGAUUUGUAAAAGACCGCAAAAAUUCUGAUAGGUUGCAUGGUUUUUCUCACAAGUGAGAAAUGAGCAUCUGACCAAUCACAAGUUGAAGUUGAAAUUUUUGACCAGUAAAAACAAUAACAUGGGUUUUUUUACCCUUGUGGUGUGGGAGCUUGCCAAAGUGAAUGAAAGUGAAUGUCAGCAAUGUUUGCUGGUUGCCUACAACUGUAGAAUCAUGACUUUAGGGUUAAAAACAAGUAGUCAGUGGUUUGUGUAAACAAAUUAAAUUAAUUAAUGAAAAUAAUGUCAGAGAAAGCUGGAUUUUAAGAAAAUUGGUAAAAAUCUCUCUGAUUUCACCUCAUGCAAACUGAUCACUCCUCCAAAAUGGUAAAAAAAGAUUUAAAUUUCCAGGUUCUGACUCUGAUAAGAAAGCAUUACGGUCCACCUUUGUCAUUUCAUUUGUGCUUAUGUGAAUGACCAAAACUUUAUGUUUCAAAUUGGCACUAUAAUUCCCAUGGUAUUAACAAACAUUUUUCAAUCAUUUAAUUUAUUCCUCAUUUUUGUCUUUACUUUGUUCCCAGCAUGCAGUAAUCAUAAAUAUUGCUCCAUUUUCUGCAUAUAAAACACACACAACCCGCAAUUCCUCACAUUACUUAAAGUUCACAAUUGUACAAUUUUUAUAGACAAAAACUCACCUGUUCCCCGCUCAUUGUUUAAAUCUACACAUCUUGUGAAUAUAAAUCACAUGCACUCAUUAAAUAUGAACCAUCUAUAUUUCCUACAUCUCCCAACCAUAUUCAACCAUUUUCAGAACUCUAUUUUUUAUUUUUCAUGAAAGCUGCUUUGUUUAUUGAAACUAUUUUCUCAUAGUCUACCACAGCAAAGUGGGAAGUCAUUUUGUUGUCAUGCGAUGUUUCAAGCUGAUGUGAAUGGCUGGUGGCUAACCACCAAUGAGCUUGGCACUUAAACAAAUCCACCAUAAUUUUCCAUUGUCUAUUUAAAAAAUAGAUUCCAUGUUGUUCUGCAUCUGUUCAGUAAUAGAUCACAUGUAAUGUCAGAACAUGGUAAGUAAAAAAAAAGGGGCACAUAUAACAGCUAUUUAGCUUGUUCCAGGCAUUCAGUUAUGAAAAUGGAGCAAACUAGAUGCAACAGUAGUAGAGGAGUGAGAAAGCGAGGGAAAUAACAGCAAUGUACACUAGUGUUCUAUGUUUUACUCACUGAAUGCCUAGAACAAGUUAGGCGCAGAUGAGUGUGUCACUGAUGUUCUUCGCAUGUUCUGACGUCCUCUGUGAUUAACAACAGAGCCACAGAAACAUGGAAUCUAUUUGUUUUAUUAAUGAAGAAGCAAAAUUUAUCAAUGGUGACGUCACUAAUGGAUUUGUCCUCCACUAAAUCAUAAGUACAUGAAAGAACCAAUCAAAAUGCAUGUAGAAUUCAGCUUAUUAUAUAAAACCUCAUUGAUCAUAGAUUAAUGAGGUCAAAGAUAUUCAAAGCUAAUUAGGAGGAGCAGCUGAGUGAUUUCAAAACAGUUUUGAACAUUGUUGACAUCCUUUCCAUGGCCAAGGUUCUAGACAAUAGAAAAUUGUGGUUGAUAUCUUUUUUAUAACAUUGGAAUUUUUAUGUCAGCUUAAUGUGCUGAAGUUUCCGGAUAAUCAUGCACAUGUGACAUGAUUGAUCAUUGCAUUGUUGUUUUUGCUGUUGUUGUUGUUUUAACUUGUGUUAUGUGAUGACAGGUGAUUAUAGAGAUGCGCAUUCUCUUAUUGGUCAAGGAUUGCAUCAUAUCUUGCUAUAAUUAUAAUUACCAUGCACGGGUGAUUAUACAUGUAGUGAGAGCACUAAAUUUCAAAAUGGCUGCCCUGCAUUUUGUCAAAUGUUUGUGAGGAAGUAAUAAAAGCAAUAGUAGAAAAUUAAACUUUGAAGAGCAUGAAAGAUAUUAAAAGAUUAGCAGAACACUUUAUUAAACAAAGGGAUGAAGUUUUUGCUGAUUGAAUUCAAAAAACCUCUUAAAACUGUUGGCUCAUCUUGAUACAGGUAAUCAAUACAAUUGUAACAAAAUUUGGGCAAUGAUUUCUUUAUUAACAGAAUUUAUAGCAGAAUUUGGAAGCACCUGAGCAAUUACUGUAUACUUAAACAAUUAUUACACAAACCAAAUGCAUUAAACUAAUGUGUCUCUCACAUUUCUGAGAUCUAGAAAAAGUAAACAUUAUGGAAUAAAUUUGCACAAAUCUUUAUAUGCAGGGCUGAAAGUGCAUGGCUAGCUAACCCGACUUUUGGAAACAAUAGUGAUACUUUUACUUGGCAUGUGACACAACAAUCCUAAAAGGAGACAAGAAAUAUGCAUAGGUUGGAUCACAAUAAGUAGAUUAUGUCAGAAUGUUGAUGACACAAAGGUACAGAAAAAGUCAAAUUUUCAUCUUUCCCCUGUAUAAUGCUUUACAAUGCAGUGAAAGAAAAAUCUGAUUUUUCCAGGUAGAAAUUAAGGGUUGAAAGGUUAGUUAAUUUACCAUUCAAUGCUAUCAAAGCACAUGGUUGCUGUUUUGUAUUUUUUGUGACAGUUGCUUCGUUUAUUGAAAUUAUUUUCUCCUAGCUUAAUAACACAGCAAAGCAGGAAGCCAUUUUCUUGUGGCUAUAUAACCACCAGUGAGCUUGGCAAUCAAUUUAUACAAAAGCAUGUAAACAAAUCCACCACAAUUUUCCAUUGUCUGUUUAACAAAUAGAUUCCAUAUUGCUGUUCAUCUGUUCAGUAAUAGAUCACAUGUGAUGUCAGAAUAUGGUAAGAAAAAAAAAGUGGCACAUGAGAUCAGCUUAGCUUGUUAGCUUGUCAGUUAUUAAAACAGAGCAAAAUAGCAAACGGCCCAACAGAACUGUUUACUAUUGUACUAUUUUUUACUAACUAAAUGCACAGAGCAAGCUAGGUGCAGUUGAGUGUGUAACUGAUGUUCUUGGCACAUUUUGACGCCCUCUGUGAUUUAUAACUGUACAGAGCCUCAGCAACAUGGAAUCUAUUUCCCUUGCGAAAUGGCUUUUGGAAUUCCUAGGAAUCCUAGGAAUUCCUAGGAAUAAAGGUGUGAAUUUUCACGGUAAAUUCGGACUGGGAAUUCCUAGGAAUUCCCAACCAUAACAACUCUGGUUCUAAAAACCUAGAAAUUCCUAGAAAUUCCCAGAAAUUCCCAGAAAUUCCAAGUUUAUAGCCAACAGGACUUGGAAUUCCUAGGAAUUCCUAGGAAUUCCAACUCAGAGAACCAAUAACUUUCCCUGAAAAGCUGUAAAUCUAAAAAAUUCCUAGGAAUUUCUGGGAAUUUCUGGGAAUUUUUAGGAAUGUUUAAGAAUUACUGGGAAUUUUAAGCAAAAAUUUGAGGCUAAUGAUAUAAAAUAAAUACUUUAAAUUAAAAAAACCCAGCUAAAAUUCAAGUCUUCAAUGAAAUUUAUUUAGAAGCUUAAUUAAGGCUUACAUGUAAAAUAUUUUUGAUUAAUUACUAACAUCAAUGUCUGGUAAUAUUAGGAUGGAAUUUGAUUUAUUUUUCUUUUCUUGAAAACUUCAUACGGAUUAAUCCUCAAUUACAGCUAUUCAUAUAAAAUAGUUCUAAUCAAUCAUUAAAUUUGGUUUGACACAAAUUGUGAAUAAAAUCUGUUGAUUCUCUUCCAUAAAAUACAACAUCUUAAGUUAUAUUUAUAUAGUUAUAUUCUUGGGAGUGAAGGGGCUAAUUACAGACAAAUAAAAUUGAGUUUUUGAUUAAAAUCUUGUUGUAACUGUAACAAUAAAUUAGAAUGAAGUUAUCCUAAACUGCAAACUUAGCUGCUGUUUGUACUGUUUGUAUUUUUUUUCCUGGGCUCACAAUGAGUUGGCCUUGAAUGAGGUUGUCAACAAGAACCUUGAACAUUUUCUAUCUGGAUUCCUUGACAUCUGAAUUUGAAAAAAAAUAAUAAUUAUAUUAAAAUAUGUAUGUUUAAAGCUCAGACCAGGCUUUUAAGAUGGCUAUGAGGAAAAGGGCAUUCAUUGGAUUCUCAAAUUGAGAAAUCUCUGUUAUAUUGAGUGACUUUUAUAUUGGAGUUAGUACAUCUCUCUCAUGGAUUUUACUAAAAAAGGGCGGAAUACAUUAUUUUGUUUUUACCAAGGAGGGCUUCUUUAUGUACUAAGGUUUGUUAUGAAUCUUGAAUGUUCCCAAACGUGACUAGAGGAAUCUUGAAACCUUACUGAUAGGUUUAUUUCAUUGUAAAGCAUAAGCUUACGAAACUGCGACAUGCAAGUGACCGAUUCGAUUCUCAGAAUUAUUCUAGUUUCAGUUGCACCGAGCGUUAUGUAAGCUUAAUUCAACCCGCUACAUCUAUUCUUUUAUAAGAUUUUGAUCACGUAACGAAUAUCGCAAUUUUUACUCACCACAAACUUUCAAAAUCGUAGCUUUACAGAUGGCCACUCGACCCUUGUUUGUACCAGUCCAUAUGUCAACUGUUGUCCCUUCUUUUAACUCCACGGCGCCAACGACUUUCUUCUCUUUUACAACACUCACGCUAUUCUCGUUUUCCCAUUGAACCACAAUAAUAGCUAUCUUUAGAAAUGUUAUAUUAAGCAAAACAGUUGAGAAAAGCGAUCAACCGAUGAAAAGUACAUUUAAAGAUGAGCGCCAAAUGGAGUCUUCUUUGUUUCCGAUCACGGGCAUGAUCACGUGGAUCUUUUAGGACUUGUAAUUGGCUAGCAAAGUGAAUCAGCUGGCUUGCCGAUUGCAGUGUUAAGAGAAGCGCCCAACUUUAUUCUGACUUCUCCGACCGGUUCUCUGCUUCUAGAAGAUAGAUAGCUUGGUGAUAUAAAUAAAGAUGUGAGCUCACUCUAUGUAGAAAUAAUCGACAAGAAUCGAUCGUAUUACAAAUGCACGAUUUGUGGCCGAAAGUUGUCGAGGAAACAAAGACUCGAAACUCACUUGAGUUGUGUUAAUGGCAAAGGUGAGAAAUAACACAAGCCAAUCACUGUUUUGAAUGCGACUACAAAUCGUCUUUUACCCUCAUAUUUAUAAAAGAAGGAUACCACAUAUAGAGAUACAUAGAUGAUCCCAGUGUACCAGUACCUAAAUCUACAAAGCUUGACCGUAGCAAGCGUUCAGCAACACGUUCCAACACCGCCAUCUCGAUUCCUCAGUCAGUCGUUUCCACUGAACUUAAAGCAGUAUUGACAACAGAGUAGAGUGCGUCUUACAAAGGAGAAACAUUUGUACAAGAGACAGGAGUAGCUAUAUGCGAUUACAGAGGUGCGUUGAAACUCUGGUCCACAAAUAGUUAUGCACUGCCCGAAGUAUAAAACAAUUUUGUUGAUAGCUGACAGACAGAGAAGAACAACAAGUAAACUUAAGAGCUGUUAUUAUUGAAGUGUGACUAGCACUUUUCAUUUUUGUAGAAAGAAGGACUUGUAAUUUGCUCCAAAAAUAAAAAGAUGUAAUAUUUUUUUGGGAGAUCCAGUGAUUGGGACAUUUAAGAAAUUAAGUUAUGAAAGGAAACUUGGUUGGUACUUCUCACUACUAACAAGUCUUGUUGACAAAUAUUUUCAGAUCAGAGUUUCAAAUAAAGUAAAUUGAAGACGUCAUAUAAAAGGUGUUUUUCCUCAAAGGGAACAUUGACUACCUCUGUCUUGUCUGCACGCCAAAUGUUUGCAAAGUGUGUGGAUGAUCCACAAGUAUUGGAACUCGUACAAAAAUGUUUUUUAAGAAUAAAAACAGCAAUUUUUAAAACAAAUUACAGCAAUUAGUCAUGAAAAUAGAGCAAAAAACUGAAAAAAAAAGCAGCAACAACAAUCAUGAAGAAAGAAAGAUUAAUUAGGUGUUGAAUUUGUUUGUCUAAGGCAUGAAAUUUCUACUAAAAGUAUUGUCAACAAAAGGUCUCUGACAGCGUUUGAGGCAACUGAGCUUGACUGUUCCAAGGUUUUCUAACAAAGGCAACCAGUAAUGUAGGUUAGGGAAGUAAGAUAACAAUGUAAUUAUUGUUAAUUAUUGUGGAAGUUGGCAAUUUCCAUUUAACAUAACUGACAGCUGGUUCAUGAGAAAAUCCAUAUUAAUGUAAAGAUUUACUAAAACUUAGUUUGAGUAAUAAAUUUCAUGAUCUUUAAGUUAUAAACAUGUACAUGUAUGUAUAUCUCUUGGUGAGUUUUUUAAGGUAUAGCAUACCUUUUAUUAAGCCAAAGUUUUAAGCCUCUGAAAUUACUCUUUUUCUUAAAACCUUCACAUUUAAGGUAUUGAGAAUUUCUUAGAAUUUAUGUGGACCUCAGGGUAUUAAAAUUGCCUCAAAUUCAAUUCCCAGAAAUUCCCAAGAGUUCCACACUUCUUAAAUUAUAGGUAGUUUGUAAAACUGAGAAUUCCUAGGAAUUCCUAGGGAUUCCAAGUCCUCACAAAACUGGAGUCUUCCUUUCCCAGAAAUUCCCAGUAAUUCCAAGCUUUUUAAAUCAGAGUUAAUUUGCAUAGUUGGGAAUUUUUGAGAAUUCCUAGGAAUUCCUAGGAAUUCCCAGAAAUUCCCAGAAAACUGGGAAUUCAGUUUGCAAGGGUCAUUUGCAUAAUUGGGAAUUUUUGAGAAUUUCUAGGAAUUCCUAGGAAUUCCCAGAAAACUGGGAAUUCAGUUCUUCAAUGAAGAAGCAAAAAUUAUUGUUGUUACUUCUUACACUUAAAGUGCCUUUAUGGUGGACUCUAUUUAAGCCCUUCUUCUUAAAUAUAAUCCUUAUGUAUGUAUAUAACUAAAGAGCUGAGAAUUGGAUGUUUAUGGUUGUCUAUUUAGGGGGUGUGGAUGUGAAAUUCACCCAGGAACCUUCUGAUCCAAGCUACUUCAACAAUGGUAGUGAUGCCAACCUGGUGUGGAACUAUGCUGGUCCACAUAAUAAAAUUAGAGGCAUUGUCUACAGUGUUCUGGUGAAUGGUAAAUUUGAAGCAAUGAUUUUUAACAACAGCCAUGGUGUGCAAGAACAUCCUAGUAUUCCUUCAUCGUACAAAGAAAGAGUUAAAAUUGAAGGAAGAGCUACCCUGAUUAUCAAGAACAUCAGCCCUAGAGACAAUACCAAAUUUAGAUGUGUAAUAUCAAAAAACCCUGCAGGGGAGGUUAAAAGCUCAGUUAAGCUUAUUGUGGCAGGUACGUAACCAUUAAUAAUCAAACACAAACCAAAUGCACUCAACUCAUGUUUCUCAUAUUUCUGAGAUCUGGUGAAAGUAAACAAUAGCAUAAAUUUGUGUAAACCUUUAUAUGCAGGGCUGAAAUUGGCUAGCUAACCCAACUUUUGGGAACACUUAAGUGCUACUUUUACUUGGCAUGUGACACCACACUCCUAAAAGGAGACAAGAAAUUCCACCUUUUAAUUUGCUGUUUCUCAUCAGUAAGAAGUCAAAGAGUUAUGACUUUAUGCUUCUUGCACCAACUACUGGGUUGCUCUUUGAUGCAUAGAUAUAUGAGUGCUGAGAUUUUCUCUCAGCAAAGUUUUCAACUAAAAAUGGUCAGAAAAAACUAGAAACAAUGCAACUGGUUGUACAAUUUUGCUAGAUCAAAAUAUUGCACGACCAAUCACAGGCAGCUGGUACAAAAAAAAUUAUGUGGCUUUUGUAGCCUUUUAGAGUGACUUGCCAAAGGCAAUGAAAGUUGGCAUUGCAUUGUUUGCUGCUUUCUGAGGAUUAUGAUCUUCAAGGUUUACAGAUAUAAAUUUAGUCAACAGAAUGGUGACUUCCUCAAGUAAUUUUCUGACACCAAGGUGCAAGGCAAGACUUGAAAGAGCAAAAUUUCCUUUAAGUUAUGAAAGCAAUAAACCAUCAGAGUCUAUAAUCCAAGCUCUUUACGCUGCUUAAAAGAAGCUGAGCUUGUAAACAGAAAAUAAUUUCAAUGAUGAUUAAUGUGGCCAGGUAGGAAUGCUAUUCUUAGCAGAUGUUGUUACUUGAUGCUUCCUCUUUACCCUCUUGAUUGAGAUAUAUACAGACCUAAUGGAAACCUAAAAUUGAAAGUACUGUAAAUAUACUUAAGAAUACUUGAAUCUCAAUGGAUUGGUCAUUUAAGUCAUAAAUGUGACUUCUUGUUCCUUAAAAGCAAUGAGAAUUACAGCUGCGAAAUGGAAAACAAACUUUCUGAAUGAAUUGAAGCUUUGUGACAUGUGAUCAAAUCCACCCCCUGUUGUAAAUCAUUUGCAAGGUUUGAUAUAUCUGCAAAGUAUUGUCUAACUUUUUAUUUCAAGAAUUAGAAACAUAUGGAAAAAGAAAAAUUUGCCAAUAUUGAAUUUGCAAUUGUGGAAAGCCAUUUGCAAUCAAAAAGAACCCAAAGGCCUCUAGAAGAUGUGAUGGGUAGUCUCUCUCCUUUCAUCUCUACCAAGAUGCUGAUUGUCUGUUUACAUGUAGAUUACCUUUGGACAAAAGGUGUGACAUAAAGAAUGCAGUCUAUUAUGAAACAAGGUACUGUUGUGGAGAAGUGUCUGCUCCUGUCUGCUAACCCAAUAUCCAAGAUGUCCCAUGCACUGUAAAUAGUUUUGCAGGGUUUGACUUUAAGUGUGUUCAUCACUAUCCUUUUGGCAAUGGGUUUCAAAAGAAUUUCAUUUUUAUCCUGACUACAUUUCAUCAUCAAGUGAUUAAAUGCCUUUUCCAGAUGACAUGGGAUCUUCCAUGUUUAUUUAUUCAUUUAUUUAUUUAAUCAUUAUUUAUACACAGUUAAAAAAAAAAAGAAUUGAUCAUCAGGUACAAAAAAUUCCAAAAACAUCCUAAGAACUAAAGAUCAUAAUCCUCACAUUAUAUGAACUAACACCAAUAUGCCACUUAAAAACCUGAUUUCCAUUAAUGCAGUGUCUAAAAAUUAUGAUAGAGAAGGUGUUUAAAUUGGUUUAAUGAACCAGACUCUCUAAUGUUACAGGGUAAGCUAUUCCAAACGGUUGAGCCGCUAUAACUAAAACUAUUUUUCAGGUAGUUAGUUCUUGGAAAUUGGACAACAAGUUUGUUCACUGAGCCCCACAUAGAAUAGUUUGAUUCGUUUCACUCUAUAAAUUUAGACGUGAGAUAUUCGGGAACCAGAUGGUAGAAAGGCUUGCAAACCAUUAAAGUGUUCUGAAUUUGACAUUGAGAUUUUUUAAAAGUCUUUAAUUUCAGCUGAGUUUGUGAGACAAGGAAUCAACAUCUACAUCAUAGUUUGAUGAAGUUAUUACGUGUGCAGCACGGUUUUGUAGUUUUUGUAGCUUGUUAGAUAAUUUUUUGCCACAAUUACCCCAGACUAUGCUAUACAGUAAUCAAAGUGAGAUUGAAGUAGUGAGUUCUAGGUAUUGAGUAGGGUGGAUUGAGGCACAAAUGGCUUAACUCACUUUAAGUCUCCAAUAGCAGUAGCCAUCCUUUUACACAGUUUAUCAAGGUGGGAAUGCCACGUUAAAUUUUCAUCUAUUUAUAUUCCAAGGGAUUUCACAGAGGAAACUUGUCCAAUUGGAACAUUAUCUAUGGAAAGUUUGAUUGUAUCGGAUAGAGUACUUAAUCUUUGCCUAGAGCAGAUCAACAUAAAUUCAGUUUUUCUAGUAUUCAAAGUGAGUCUGUUAGACACAAGCCAUUUGCUUAGCUUUUCAAGGUUGUGAGAUAGACCAGACUGGAUCAAAUGUAAAUCAGAGCAAGCAUAAGUGAUGUGGGUGUCAUCAGCAUACAUUCUAAGUACACUGAACGAUAGACAGUUAGGAAAAUGGUUAAUAUAAAUUAGAGUUAAAAGAGGGCCAAGGAUCGUUCCCUGUGGCACACCACAUUUAAGAUUGGUGAAGUCAGAGAGACAAUUGUUAACUGAGCACUGUUGUGAGUGAUUCCUCAAAUAUGAUUUAAACCAAUCAAGAGUUUUCCUUGAAUACCACAUUGAUUCAUUUUAGUGAGUAUUACCUCAUGAUCAACAGUGUUGAAUCCCUCUUUUAAGUUGAGAAACACCACAGCAUUGUUGUAACCAUGAUUGAUAUUAAAUGCUCAACGGUCAGUGGCUUCAAUUAAGAAGAGCAGUAACAGUUGAUUGUAAAGACCUGAAACUAGAUUGUGGUUUAGAGAUGAUUUCUUCACUAUUUAUGAGGUUCAUAAACUGAUCAUACACAAUCCUUUCAAACACUUUGGUGACUAUGGAAAUGACUGAGAUAGGUCAGUAAUUGUUUUUAUGUUGGUAUCAUUUAGCUCAGUAGAGUGCUUAAAUUUGGCAUACAUCGUAAGGUUUCCACUAUUUUACUGCUGAUGUCAUUGAUGACAUCAGGGGGAGGGAGGUUUUUUUUUUUUUCAGCUUUUUGCUUCUUCAGUAGGUUUCUGUAUUUCCUCAUCCUAUAGCCAUUUCCUGUCCCAGAUUCCAAGUUUAAGUGACUCUAAAUAUAGAAAAAAAAUGUGUAUUCCUGGCCAACUUAAAUGUUAAUUGAAGUAUUUUAGGUGUUAAACAACCACUGCAUUUCACUUACUUUUGGGACAUGAUGCAUUCUCAAAGCCUUGUAGUGCUUAACACUUUGAAUAUUUUGGCCCAUAGAGAUAACCCCCACCUUGAUGUUGUCCCUGUUAACUCUGGAAGAUUCUAGUCAGUUAAGAUGUCUAUUAUGGACUCAGGAAAAACCCAAUAGCUCCAUUCAAUUUUAAAAAUCUUAGAGGAGGCAGCUGUUUGCACAUAUUUAUAAGGCCAAACACAUGAUAAUGGUCUUCCAACUUAAUGCAGCCUGUAAUAUCUAGCGCUGAGGGUGUUUAGCUGUCACUAUAUCUGAUUGAAAGGCCAGUGUAUCCUUUAAUUAUAAUUUCAUGUAGGAUCAAUUCCUUUCCCAUCAUCUCCUGUAGUUUCUUAAUAAACAUCAGCAUCUCUUGAUGGUCUGGAAGAUAGUUCUUUGGUAAUGUCAAACAAGCUCAAAUCUUGUGUUACCUAUUACCAGGAACUACUUAGCGGGAAUUUAAGCCACCUUCUUGCUCCCAAGUAUUUCCCACCCAAUGUUCUGGGUACUGCCUGUUUUGCAUUUUCACCAAAACUAAGACUGGACCAUGUUGUAUAAACAUUUCAUCAGCCUGUUUGCCUCAUAUCAGCUAUGGCUGAUUUCACUUUAGUUUUAAGGACCAACCUAAAUUAUCUUGCCAUAAGUUUUGGGAACACUUUUUCACAAUCUCCUCUUUAGGGGAGUAAAGUGUGUUCAUAGAGCUCUGAUGAAAUGACUCCACCUCAUUGUACAUGUAAUGCCUGCGACAGGUUGAGGAUGUUUUUAAUUUAUGCUGCGUGAUAACUCUCUAUUGGGAAGUAGCAAAAUGUUUCAGCACAAGUUGUUAACAGUGGUCUCUGUACAAUCUUUUCUUAAUGCAGGAAAUAAUUUAAUUUCUUUGCAUUUGACUUGGGCUUAAGAACCGUUUAUUUUUGGGUAUGAUUCUUCAAAAUGCAAAGGAAAAGUCAGAAACUCUCCCUUCUGCAAACUCCCUUUGCAGAACAAUCAUGGUGAGCAAUCAAGUUAUGUAAUGUUUGAUAAAAGAACAAUCAUUACAUGGAGUUUAGUAAGUUCUCCUUUUAACUUUAGGUAAUGGCAAGCAGCAUUCAGCAUGCCACUGGUGUAUUCUUUUUAUCCCAAAGCAUUCAUGGUUUCUCUUUCAUCAAAAUUUCAAUUCUCUGGGUUGGGGAUGCUUUAGUAGAUCCUCUUUCAGGCUAAGUUCCAAGUGAGGUGUGGCUUGAUUGGCUCUGUUCCUAUUUGUUUGUGCAGCAGCAAAAGUUUUAUCAAGAAAAUUGGGAGUAGCUUUAAAGCCGGGGUCCUUAGUUUAAUGAGUGACUUCCUGAAUUAUCCCUUAAUUCCCUAGGUUGAUUAUUUUAUUGUAACUGGGUAAAUUUUAGAACUCAGUCCAAGUAAGAUUUGCUACACCAUAUGAGGAAUGAUAUAAUUUCUUUUACCUUUCAGAGGCAUUACUUAUAAACCUCUCUUUAGGAAGAAAAUAUUUCAUUGAAGGAUCCAAUGCCACCAUAAUCUGUAAAGCUUCUGGGAAACCACCACCUUAUGUAGCAUGGAUUAGAAAUGGAGUAUGGAAAAGUUCAGGGAAGGAAGCUAUAUCUUUGGAGUUCAAUAAUAUAAACAGAACAGAUGCAGGACAAUAUACAUGUCAAGCCAAUAACUCAAUGGAAGUCACUUCCAUUAACACAACAAUUGUAGUUCACUGUAAGUAUAUUUUAACCUUAAUUUUCUAUAUCUGAAUUUAAUUUAAGUUUACAGUGCGACUCCUGUUAUUAGGGUCAGUUACACAAAACUGACAAAUCUGUCCAAAAGUGCAAGAAAACUGAAUUCCACAUCAAAUCCUUUUUGGCUUUGUAUGCAUUGGUCCUAAGUACUGGUUGGGACACUUGAAUUUCAGUGGAAUAAUUACUCACAUUAUUUUGCUUAGGAGGACAUGAAAAUGUUUUACCAAGUUGUUGCUUCAGUUGGAUUGUGUUAAACUCAGAAAAUGGCUUAAGGCCAUUUCUGAGUCAUUGUGACAACCUAAAAUUCACUCCAUUUGACUAGUGCACAAGGCUAGUACAAAGGGCCUUGGUUGAAGCUUGAUGGAAAUCUGAGAACUGGCCAAAAUUCCAAGCGUCAGCUGAUGAAUUGCACAUUUCAGUGUUUCACUGACAGCUGAGAUAAGUAGAUAAAAGCAAAAAAGUGGCUAAAACUAAAACCACAUGCUGAAGAUUUGUGCACAUAUUUGCAUGUGUGGCAUUCAAAAAGAUAUACUAUUUAGGGGCAAGAAUCCAUUUUAUAAUUCAUAAUUUGAAGGCCUAAUGCCACCUUAUACUAAAUACUCGAGUGCUAAAUAAUACAAAAGUGAUGGACUCUACUACUGAGUGAUUACAACCUUCACUUUUUUCCAUCUAAAAACUGGGAAAGGAAAGACAAAUGCUGUGCUUUGAUAAUUGAUUUCCGUGACUUGCUGGUUUGGGAGGUAGUUUGUAGAGUUGAAUUGAGAAUUAGUUAUGAGUUAAGAAGGCAUUUUUGUAUGUCACCCUUUCAAUUCAUGGAAACAAGGCACAGCCAUUUAACCACUGGUAGUGCCAAAACUAUUCACUUGUUAUGACAGAAACCUUCAGUUAUAGUUACAUCUUAACAACAUUUAUCCCAAUCAUACUCAGGAUGUGCAAAUUGAGGUCAUGUGACCUACCAUAUGACCCUGGAGGAGUCAAAAUAGCCUUCUAAAACUGUUAUAAGAAUAUCUAUACAUCUUCUAUGGCAUAAAUUUAUGAAAUAUCCCUUAUUAUUUUGCUAUUAUCUAUGAAAGGGUUGCCCAGUCCACAGUUUCAGCCAAAUGUUUGUUUAUUAAGCUUAAAGCAAUGAGAUAAAUAUCAUUUUCACCCAAUUUACGAUUUGACAUGAAAAAGAAGGGCAGUCAGGUUACCACUGUUUGUGGCCAUUUUUAUGUUUUUGUGAAAAAAAACUUCUGACUAUAUCAUUAGCUCUUAAUGGCAAGAAGCCAGGUGUGCUCAACUUCUACAAAUUGUGUCACAUCACCAAGCAUGUGACCUCCAAGGGGCCUAAAUCUGCCCUCUUGCCCUAAAGUGAAAUCAUGCUUAUGUCAUCCUUCCAAAUCUUGUAUUUACACUACCUCUUACCUUGGAGCGAUACAUAUUACAACUAAAAACACAAUAUCAUAACUUAUUAUGGUCUGUUGAGCUUUUCCAUCGUUAAUCGACUGAAAGCUAUCCUCUUAAGUAUAGAUGCCUCAUAUGUCAACUAUUUAACAGUUCCUCUUCAAAGAUACUCUCUUCACAGCUUUUUUCUGAGUCACUGAGAACGUUUACUGGUGCUAGUGCUUUUGUGAUUGGCUGUGGUACAAGAAGCUCCCCGUUCUUCGUCCAUCCAUGACCCUCCGUUGAUUUAAGAUCCUGCAUAGCUUCAAGGGCAUGACUCCACAUGAAGGCUUUGUAGUUUGAUUGCUUCAGAUGUUGAAGUAGACAAUCAGUUGUUGGUGGAAGCAUUUCGUUUUUUUUGCUUAUUCUGGCAGAACAUGUGAUAACAUAAUUCAUCUGCAAUGCUUGUCUUUUUGCAGUCAAGUAAACGCUGUAAACAAAGGUUUCACUUUUGCCAAAUCUGCAGAAAGCAACCAACAGGAAAUUGCAUUGGUUUACCUAGAGUCAAAAACAUAGCAUUCAUGUUUAAGAAUAAACAUACAUCAAAUGCAACAAAUGUUGAUUGCUACAACUCUAAAUUUCUGGUAAUGAAACUUUAAUAAACCAAUGGUGGAAAUAAAACAUGCUGAACUAAAAAAUUAAAGCCAUACCUUUUUUUUGGAUUUGCAAGAUACUUUCUCCAUUGUCUUGGUACUGGAGUGGCAAGACCUCUGAUUUGCAUUUUGAGGCCAAUGAAUGUUCCCCUUUGCUGACGCCCUCCUUUCAUGAAGUUGCUCAGUAUUGGUUAAAGACCAUGUGGACUUGCAGACAGUUGCUAGAAAAGAGGGGGGAACUGACGAUGUUGAAAUAUUUUUGUAAGAAUUCACCAAAGGUAUCUGCUCCAGAAGAUUUUGUCAACUGUAGAACUGCCAUGCCAUUGAUAACAACAACCUGUGGAUUUGUCAAUGCUGUAAGUUGCUGAACUACAUGAAUGUCUUUCUAUAGAAGAGAGCAUAGUGUGCUCUUAACACCUUUUCUAAGACUUCCAUUAGUGAGUGAAUAUGGGAUUGAAGACAGGUCAAAGCUCAGCACAUCUUUCAGGCAGAUUGGAUGGGAUGAAGAGCUUGACAAACAAGUCCUUGUCGACAUUAACAGUAAUUAGCUUAUUGCUGGAUUUGACUCCAACCUUGUUUGCACUGCUGAACCUUGGAUCUUGAUGUUUGGAAUUGGCUCCGAGAAACCCUAACAGGGAAAGAAAAUAUAAAGCCGUGUGGUAUAUAAAGCUUAAAUUGCUAAGUGGAAAACUGUGGGUUUGAGUCAAUGAAUUUAUAUCACCAGAUGUAAAUUGUCAACUUCUGCUUAAAUAAAUUCUUCAUUUCUUCAGUUUGUAAGCCAUAUGAUAAAGCCAAUGAGAUCAUUCUGUUUCGCUAUGACACGAAAUUACUGAAAUUAUCGUCAUAAUUAUUAUGAAGUGACGUAAAAAUCUGUUAUUAGUAAGACAAAAUUAAAUGACUACUAGUCGCGGAAUUUGAGACACCAACGGGUAUGUAUACGUUACUUUAUGUGCUUGAUUAUCCUGACAAUCUUUCUGACAGAAACAUAUAUAUUUCCACUAGAUUUCGAAUAGACUUGAACUUGUGCAGAGAUAAAUAACAGGAAGAAUAAAGUGUACAUUAUUUGGAACCUUGGUAUUUGGCGGCUAGCAGUUCACAUUCAACUUUCUUCACUGAGCCUGUGGCAAAUAGUUGCUUUAGUAUUUUUGCUGGAGUGCUUUCAAAUUAUGUUGUAAAUUUGUUUUGUAAAUUAAAAAUUGUACAUUCUGCUACGAUAGUUUGGAUUACUUGUAUUCUGAUAAGCAGCCAUUUUUUAUUUAUAUAUUUAUAUUUGAAAUAUUGUGUAGGAGAACGUUGCCUCUAUUUAAAAUUUACUCUCCGAGAGUUUCGUAAUUUUUUUCCUGAUGAUCAUGUGUUAACAUCUUACUGCAAUACACACGGCUGGAACUUGAUACUCACCAUUUGUGGAGGUCAUCUUGGUAGCUGGAAUUACAAAUGAGGGAGGUCAGCUCUAUUUCGAUCUAAUGGCGUACUAUUAAUUGAGUAGUAAGUUCUGAUAAUUAAUUGUAACCCUAAUGUUUUGAAUUAAAGACUGUCGCUGUUAAUUGGCUGCUAACAAAAAUUGACUGUAGUUUCAAUCUUCGCCGUGUUUACAUCUUUCAUUCUGGGAUGACUGACUCAUCUACUGCGAUAGGAAAAAUGUACACGUGGUAAGCCAACUGGUUUAUGAAUCCAUCUCAGUGCUCUGAACUUCUCCAUCAAGGGAUUUUAUUGGGAACUAGUAGAAAUUUUGAAAUUGUAACCUUGAGCUUCCAAAUAGGUAUAUUGUUUAAGAUCAAUUUGACCAAAUUUAAUUUUGCACCCAAAAGGAAACUGCACCAAAAAGUCUAACUGCUUAUGCAACACAAGUAUAUUUAAAUUUGAUGGCAAGCAAGUUUGUUUUACAGUGCAAGCACUUGAGGGACUUUAACGCAAAACUUAACGGUGAUGACAACAAGGACAUCGCAAAACAAAAGCUGUAAUGGGCAGAAUAACAGUUCAGCACAUGCCUUUUAAAACUUUGUACAUUUCUUAGCUAUCUUCUGACAAACAACAGAGUGAAAUCACAAAAAUUUGCAUUGUCUGUGAAUGAAAUAAUCUGCUUCCGUCUGGAACCCAACGUGGCUCACAUACAUUAUGCUGAAUUUAAAGUGAGACAUCAUAAGAAACCGUGAACACAUUCAGCCAUUCAUGUGUGAAAUUCCAACUAAAAAUCUAAAUUCCUUUUUAAUUGACAUUUACCACAGCAUUGCCAACUGCCAAAGGUCCAUAGUACUGACAACAAACACUCUCAUGAGUUUUUGGAGUUGGUUGACAAGUUCCACACUCACGCCUUUGAUAAUUUUAUACAAAACACCCUCAGAAGCUCAGGUUUUAAAAAUUUCUGUUGUAUUCUUUUAGAUUGUACCCUUGCUUUAUUGUAUUUUCAUUCAAAUAAAUUUCACAGUAAAUUAAACACCAGUUUGAGUCUCCGAGGAGGUCGCAACGCUGUCAACAUAAUAAUUUUUCCAAGCCCUGAAUAGGCGAGGAAAAAUACAAGCAACGAACAAGAUUUCCGCUCGUGUUAUGUGUUGAACCAUCGAAUGAAAGAUUUAUUAUUCCACUAUUAUUUUCAGUUUUUAGUAUUUUAACUUUUAGUGUGCGAAUUACAUCCUAUGGCUUUAUCUGUGCAUCGUAUCCAUUGCAUAAGAUGUGCGCGAAAGAUGGAAAAACCAGAACUAAAGCAUUCAAAUGUCCUUUGUGUUCCUUUGUGCUUAAAAGUUCCCUUCUUUAAAAGUCAAAUGUAAAAAACGAAAAAAAAAACAAUGUUUGGAUCGUUCAGUGCCGCCAAUAUGUUGCGACGUAUUUUUGCCUUGUUUUAAAAUGUAAUACUGUGGCAUAUUUUGCCUUCCUCAUUACUUUCUUUGGUAAAAUGACACAGUAGUGGAAUGAUAAAGCUCGUUAAUGUUCUGAUUCAUAUGAAGUAUCACCAAUUAGUUAUUCAAUUGCUUAUUGCAUUUGUAUUCAUUCUUAGACCCGUCCACAAUUCAAAAUGUCACCACGUCAUCUAAGAAGUCUUGGAUUGGCCAGACAGUGACUUUGAAGUGUCUUUCUGAUGGUGUUCCUACACCAACACUCUCUUGGUACAAACCUGAAGGAAGUGAAAUAAAUAGAGUCACAGCCAGAGAAAACAAAGUACAAGUGCCACUCAGGGGUGAUCAAGAUUUUGGUGAUUACAAGUGCAUUGCUGCCAAUGGACUUCCUCCAUCUGAUGAGAAAUUAAUAAAGAUAAAUCAGAUAAGUAAGUAAAAAAGAUCAGUGUAUUGUGAUAAGAAGAAAACUAUAUAUAAGGUCAGCAUUUUCUUUUGCCAUUGCUCAUUAUCACAGUUUCAGUUGCAGUAGAAGUAAAUACCAAAUGUUCUUACAAAGUAUUGGACAGAGUAACUUAUUCACUUUGUACAUCUCAUUCGAUAGUUUAACAUGCAAUACGUGCGGAUAUUUUGCAAGGCUUAUAGGCGUGUGGAAAAAAAUAAGCUUAUGUUAAACAAUCGAGUGAGGGAUUUAUCAUUCUACUAUUCUUUCAUUUACUAACAAUUUGGCCGCCUAGAUUUCGACAAACAUCCUGCGGCCUUAUCUGAGCGUUCCGUUCGCAUUUUUCUCCUCUUUAGCUGAGUUUGACCUACACAUAUUUUUCGCGUUCGUUACCCAAUGAGGUAUAACGGCGUAAUAGUGGAAUUAUGCCAGAUAUUGUUGGCCUGAUCUUUUAGUGGGAAAUACACCCAAAUUUAUAAAAAAAAGGUUUAAAGUAAACUGUCGACACCUUGCCCUUUAGUAGCAUUCAACACGUCACAAAGAGCAUUGAACUUCAGGCAGAUUGAUGACAUCUUCCCAUGCGGGUAUCUAUAGGAAACUUCCUCAACCAUGGACUAUACAUUUUUUCACUUUUUAUGAGUCUCUUGGCUGAAUGUAUCCGGUAGCUACAUUUAUAUUCAUUAAUUACAUGUUAACGCACUCAACGAAUGAACUAUGGGGUUUACCUGCACGAGUUCACGGACUAUUACACCACGAUAAUGACAUCAAGGAGGUUGUUUCGUCACAACCCAGUAUCACGUGGUAAAAUCAUCUAAUCAGAAAAUCGGAAUUCGAACAGUGUAUGAAAGUUGAAUAAUAAACUGUGAGAAGACGUGGACUUGCAUUCAUCCCUAGUGUUGUGACAAAACUCAAAAUAAUCUCUUUUCUUAUGGCACUAUGUAGAGAAACCAGGGAAAGCAUCCAUCAAAUCAGAAUCAGUCAUUCAAGCAACUUCUAUAACAAUUCAAUGGACUGCACCAGCUGAUGAUGGAGGAAGUCAGAUUACAGGAUUCCAAAUGAUCUUACAAAAGGAUGGAACUGAGAUAAAAAAGGUUAAUAUCACCGAUCCUGGGACGACAAGUUAUUCGUUUCCUGGUUUGGAGAAAAAUACCAACUACACAGUGAAACUUUUUUCCAGAAAUUUUGUAUUCGAGGGAGAUCCUACUGUAUGGAACAUUAAGACCAAGUUUGAAGGUGAGGAAUCAAAAGUGAUAUCGUGACUGAGCACUUUGCACCAAUCAUUUUUUUGCAAACUUAGAUUUGUUGUGAGUAACCCAGUUUUAACAACGUUAUCUGCUUGCUGCAUUAUAAGAUUUUGGAUUUUCAGCGUUUGUCCCCUCCUUAGUGGCCAGUUUCCUUUCCCUUUGUGAUAAUUGUUUUAGAGAUACCUACGUUUGAAGAAGCAUAAUAAUAAUAAACAAUGAAAAACCAAUGAUCGUAGGUGAGAACAAUAGACAACCUACGCGGUUACGUUCCGUAAAUGUUACCUGAUUUAUCAAGUAUUGUUUGCCUUGUCGUUUUUUUUUUUUUUAAUUUUCUGAUGUUCACGUUUCAAAAUCUGCUAUAUGAAUCAGCCACAACAACAGCCGCUACAUAGGGACCUUUAGGUUAGUUGGGUACAUUUUUCCUAAACUCUUACUGACCAUAUUCAGAACGCCCGAUAACCAACUAUCCCUUUAGGCAGUGAGACAAUUUCCACACAUCGUUUGACCAAAGAAUUGAAGUUUGAAGAAAUGGGCCUUUCAUGAAUGUCGCUUCUAAUAUGCAAAUAUUAUGGAGAAAUCUCGUCAAACAGUGUGUGGACGGCCUCGAAGAAUCCUUCGUAUAUUUUCUUUAAGAUGAGAAAUAGCUUAUUUUCAUUUUGCAGGGAUAAGCCCAAACCAAAACGAUUAAGGUUGCCGUUUUCAAGAAAGUUUCUUUCGAAUCUCAUCCGGCACAUAUCUCACUCAACAAAAAAACUAUUGUGGUAACAGGUGUGAACUUAGUAACUGAAUUUGAGCAGCCGUAAUAUGGCAAUGAAGUUCGUCGCACCUGUUAUCGCUUGAGCGCUUCUUGUCAUUGCCUCCUCGGUUGGCAAACCACCUGAAGAAAAAAGCUUGAUGUCUCGGCGGAAAAACCCGCGCCAGCUUAUAUUUGCAGAAGAAGAAUCGUAGGCCUGUACUUAAUCAUGCGCGAUGUCAAACUUUUCAAAAACGGAAAGUAGUUGCACACGAACUGAGAUCCUUUCUGUAACUACGUGACAUAAACGAACGGUGAAUUGUGACGUCAUCUAUGCAUCGGUCCUUCAUUAGAUCACGUGUAAAUAGCAAUUACAAUGCCAGUAGAAGUCAGUGUAUCGUUCAAAUUCACCUUAUAAAUGCAGUAUUUGUUUUAGACAAUAACCGACCAUCAUUUUAGGCUUCUCAUUAUCACUUUUUGUCCUUUCAAAUUAUUUUGAAUUCAUCUCAAUACUUAACUUAAUUUGGUUGCCAUACACUUUCGUCUCAGAAAUAUCCCAAACAAAUCCUUGACCAGUUUACAGAUUAGUUAAUCACUGAUAAUGGUUCUGACCAGGUUUGUAACAAGAAGUUAUAUAAUUAUUAGAAAUUUCACGCUGUUCGUGUCGUUGACAUCAAUCUAGGAGCCCCAGAUGUGGUCGAAAUAGACGGACUGCCAGAUAAAACAACAGACGAUACAAUUACCCUAAAGUGGAAGGAGCCAGAAAGUAAUGGGAAAGUUAUAACCAUGUACACAGUGUACCAAAGAGUAGUAACUGAUGGGAAAGUGGGACAUUGGAUAGAAGUAAGGAAAAUCAGAGAUGUUUCUGUGAGAGAAUUGAAAAUAGCGUUGGAGAGAGGAAAAGUGUAUCAGUUUGCCAUUACUGCAACUAAUGAGUUUGGUGAAAGCCUGAAACAAGAGAGAGCAAACAUCCAGCAAGUCAAGGCAGAAGGAAGUAUGUUCAAAUGA